Molecule: messenger RNA, 24113 nt
Organism: Podarcis lilfordi (Lilford's wall lizard)
Lineage: Eukaryota; Metazoa; Chordata; Lepidosauria; Squamata; Lacertidae
Source: the annotation of a GenBank genome assembly
AUGCUGCUACAUAAGGUAUUGAAAACACAAAGAAAAGGCAUUGACACAGUGUCAAAAUGAAGAUGUACCAUGGUGAAAAUACCAUCUUCCCGAAAUAUUUCUCCAUUUGCCUAUAAUGGUUACAAUGACUUUUCUGUGUUUGCUUAUGACGUAAUAAUGAAUAAUUUUCCAUUCCGCCCUGCAUUUUUCACAGGCAGAAUCAUUUCCAUUUCACUGCAAUUCAUGUUCUGCCAAAAACGACGUUAAUUCACCUUGCUGUCUACUGGGGGGAAUGGUGUUUACACGAUUAAUUAUAUAACUUGUGUGAUUUACAUAACUAAUUGUGUAACUUAUGUAAUCCCAUUGUCUUUACACGUUCCACUCAUUUCAGUGCAAAGAAAACACAACACAUAUGUGGCGGCAGGAGGGGGUAAUCAAUCUGUGGUUUCAAACCACAACAGCAACGGUGACCACCAGUCGCAUUCGCUAUCCUGAACAUAGGAUGAAUCAGUGAACAUUGCCAGCUUCCACUCCCUUUUUCAUUGUCAUCAGAAUUCGCAGACAUCGCUGCUUAGAACUCAUUAUUUGGGUUCAACACAAAACAAAAUGCCCUCUUGAAAAAAGAACAUGGGGGAGCCUUUAAGAGCAGACAGUACUGGUCCAUAUGGACCACUCCCCAAACUUGAUAAAAGGCAACUGCAUAUAUGUUCAGAUUGCAUUAAAAAAUGGUACCUUUGAAAUGCCAUGUAAAUCUCCGCAUGGUGCUUGGAUUUUUGACUUAAUGCACUAUUUGGAACUCCCCCCCUGGCUAAAUGUGGGGAAGGAGAAAUGAUCUCACAACCACAUUUGAGAACUCGGGGGGGGGGGGAGAGCUUUAGGAGGAAAGAGAGGGAAACAGCUUUAAGAGAGCAAUGAGACACGUGGGAAAAGAAGCACUAUGAUGGUUGACCUCGUUUGUUUUGAAGAUUGAUUGCAGCAAAUUAAACUAUAAGUCAAAGAACAGAAUUCUGAAUCUCCAAGGAACAGAAUUUGAAUCUACAGAUCUGAGUCUUUGGAUGCAAUCUUUCCUUAUGUUUCACUUAAAUGGAGGACUGCGUGAUUGAAAUUUACACACUAAUCAGCUAAGGUGUGGUUGAUUAAUUGGUAUGGGUUGAUUUUAAUCAACAGGGCUGUGGAUGAAUAGCAUGCUUGUUUACUUAUUUUUUAGUUCUCUUUAAGUUCUGCUUGUAUUGAUUCUAUAGGGAAUGAAAAUUAAAAAACAUUAAAACAUUUCUAAUGGUGGGUUGGAUCCAGAGACGUACUCAGCAGGUAUUUGCUGGCUCAGGAGGAAAGAGAGAAAUAGGCUAUCUCCACUGAUUAUGCCUUCAGCCCUCUUUGCUCCCUGAAAAAGUGUAGAGGGUUGGCCAAUCCUCCAGAGCGGCAUUAAACAUAGUGCAGGGGGGGCAGGGCUCCCCUAUCUCUGCCAUGGAGCCUCUGCUGGAUCUUGGAGCCUUCCAUGAAGAGAAGGAGAAAGGCCUGUCUGGAUCCAACCCAGUGAGUGCUAUUUUGCUUAUUGAAUUAUAAGGGGUAGCUGAUGCUUCCUUCAGCAUAUUGAAAAGGCACCUAUACCCAGGGGUGUUUUUUGAGUAAAAUUAUUCCAAUACAAGUCAAUAAGUUAUCCAUAUAAACAAAGGUGUUAAAAUAUGGUUGUAAAUAAAUUGAUUUUUAAAGCAACUGGUCCAUUAAUUUUGCCAUUCUUUUUAUGUGCCCAAGGAUUAAAAAAAAAUUCUAAAUUGGGUUUUGGAUUUCAACUGGACAAGUGUAUGUCAUAUGUUGCAAAUCAGAUAGAUAGAUAGAUAGAUAGAUAGAUAGAUUUCCUAUGGAUUUUUUUUCGAUUUUGUGAUCAGUUCAAUAAUAUCUGAUGUGACCUUUCAAUAUGACACAGCUGGUGGUAAAUAACAUGUAUCUUUGGACAGGCUAUGCUAUAUGUUUAUCUUUUACAGUUCUCCUUCUUUCAUUGUAGGAAGCCCCAUAUGUUAUGUGGAAAAAAAACAGAGAACUGUUUGAAGGGAAUGACAAGUAUGAAGGAUACUGUGUAGACCUGGCAUCAGAAAUUGCAAAGCAUAUUGGCAUCAAGUACAAAAUUGCUAUUGUUCCUGAUGGAAAAUACGGAGCAAGGGAUCCAAACACAAAAAUCUGGAAUGGGAUGGUGGGAGAACUGGUGUAUGGGGUAAGCAUAUCUAUUUUUGAUGCCAACUUUUGCAUCAACUUCUCAUGAGUGUAGUUGUCAUGUAGGGUUAUAUACGUCCCAGCGACUGUCUGGCUCUUUUCUUGGCAAAUGUUGACAUAUGAAUGUUGACAAUCCCUGAUGAAUAAUCUAAAUAUUACCUCCAAGCUGUAAUAGACAUGCAGGUGGCAUGCCACAACCUCUUUUAUAAACUGUGCAUGUAUGUUCAGGAAAUGCUUCGCUUGGAAAGAAAAUUGCAUUUCCAUUCUGGAAGGGACAUUAAAACAAUUUCCCUGUUGAUGGAUCAUUUCUCAGAACAUUUAAACUAGUGAGUGUGAACGUUCCCUUUUAAUCACUUAGAAAAUAUGGAAAUGCAUCUUGACACUACAAGUGAACUACUGAGGUAUGAAAGUGUACACUGAAAAGCAGAAUGAUAAGGCUGCCCCCACCUUCUCAUUGCUGGGCAGGGCUGCAGCUCAACUGGUGGAGAUAAUGGUUCGAAUACAAAUGCUCCCCAGUUCAAUCCUGGCAACUCUAGAACUGGAAAAUACUCCGAUCUGAAGCUUAUCAGUGUAGACAGCAAUGAGCAGUGGUUGGACCAGUGCUCCCCCCCAAAAAAAAAAUAUGUUUAGGGGUACUCUCAUUUCGACUCAAGAAAAUCACCAUUUUAUAAUUCAAAUAGAGGAAAAAUAAAUACAGUAAAUGGACAAAAGUACAAAGAUUCACAAAAUGUUUAGACAGCCAAGACUCUUUCAUCUGAUAAGCUCUCUCAGCAGCAAAGGUUUUGUUCCAACAAUCUCUGUGCUGUGUGGACAGGAGCCCUGCUCUGCUGUUUAGGAAGAGUGGAGAGGAGAGAGGAAUUUUCAUUUAUCAGCAUAACUUUGCGAGCAGGACUGGAGAUGCUUUGAAGACUGGGUGGUUCACUGAGUGACUGAGGAUGGUUGGGAGGUGAUCAUAUAACCAUAGAAUUGUAGAGUUGGAAGGGACCACAAAGAUCAUCUAGUUCAAUUCCCUGCGAUGCAGGAGUCCCCAGCGUGGGACUCAAACCCACAACCCUGAAGGGUCUCAUGCUCUACCGAUUGACCUAUCAUCUGAUGUCCUUACACUUUUGAAUAUACCUGUGCAUGAGAAAGCAGGGUCAUGUUUGGAACAGUCCUCCACCUAUGAUGAUCCUUCACUUUAGCCAAACCCAUUUUUGGUUCACUCCCAAACAAGCUGUGAGAUCCUUAUAACAAUACCCAAAGCUUUUUAUUUAUUUAUUUGAAUUCAAAUAUAUUUUCGUUUUAUAUUGGUACGCAGCAUAAUCCAAUGCUUAUUUACUCCAAAGAAAAAUCCAUCUUAUUCCUGGGUAAUUGUGGAUAGGAUUGCAGACUAUGUCUGAAAUUUUAAACACACUUGCAAUGCAUGGAUCUUUUGCUCAAUGUGGGGCUCAGACCCACAACCCUGAGAUUAAGGGGUCUCAUGCUCUACCAACUGAGAUAUCUAAAGAAGACUGUCCUGCAGAGCUAGGGGAUCCUUGCUGUUUUUCUGAUGAAUCUAGAUGACUAAAAUAUUAUCUGCACAACACUAUAAUCUUUAGUGAUGAGCUUAUUCAUCAAAGCACUUUCUAGUGAUGAAUGCAAUUAGCUACCUUUUGCAGGUGUUCUCAAAAUCUCCAGCAGUCAACUCUGGUUAAAUAUUCAUUCUUCUGCCGUGGAAUGUUAUCCACUCACUGCAUGAUGAAUAAGGAGGUCAUUGCCCAUUUCUGUCAAAGUCUAACAAAGAAUGAGGCUCUGAAGUUCAAGUAAUUUAUGCUGCAUUUUGUUAAGCUUCCUUGAAAAUGAAUAUUUGAGAAGGAAAAAAGAGAAUGUGAAUUAAGCCAUUGAAACAGGCGGCAGCAUUCAAGAGGUUCCACACUUUACACCAUGCCUUUUUAUUGGAUAUCCAUAUUUUCUUUAUUGCUUAGUCAAAAUGGGAAAUGCUGAUAAUGAGCCUUGCUCAUUCUGAUAAAUGGAGCCAUGCCCUCUUAAGAGAUCAGAGCUUUCCAAACUAUUCAUGUUGGUGUAACACUUUUUAGACAUAUCAUUUCGCGACACAAUUUUACUAGGAAACCGGAAGUUAAACGAACCCCUUAUAAGAGCAUUCGCAUGACACACCUACACACUGCAGCUGACACACUAAUGUGUCGCAACACACAGUUUGGAAAGCUCUGUUCUAGACACUGUUAAAGCUCUUCAGAGCUGAUGGCACUGGCUGCAGUCCAAAGCCCCAUGGAACUCCAGGCUGCACACACAAAUGGCUCCACAAGCAAGGUAACAUUUCAGUGUGCUUUGUAAGCACAGUGGGAAUGUACAUUGUGUGCAGAGAAGUGCUGUACAGGCUAGAUCACUGCCUGGCCUCCCAUAGGUUAGUUCAAAAUAAGCACGAUGCUUUAAGUUAGUUCAAGAUGAGGUGAGUAUUUGAAAAAUCGGGUGAAAAGCAAAAAACAAAACCUGGUUCAAUUGGCAUGACCUAUUUCUAUUUCCAGGCAGGUUCAGACCAUUCCAGUUCAUCCCCUGGAUCAGGUGUUUCCCACCACCGCCAAGACAGAAAGAGAGGAAGUGCUCUACUUUUUUCAAGGGAUCUGUGGAAAAGUUGGAUCUAGCAGAAUUAAUCUGAGCCUGGAGAAGAACACAGAGCUGAAAGAGGAAGUGAGAAAGACUAUCCUUCAUUCAGCUUCCUCCUUCAGCUCCAGGUACUUUUCAAGGUUCAUGAUCAAAGAGGCAUUGAUGCUACUGAUAAUAGAUUAUAGAAUGAUAUUUAUGCAAUAAGAAUACACACAUGUACAUGUGCGUGCACACAGUCCCCUAUUCACUUUCUUUGGUAUCCAUUUUGGCCUUUAGUUUUAAGAGGGCAAAAGUCUAAUGCAUCCAUUUGUUGCAAAACAAUUUGUGCCAUUUCGUGUUUCUCUAAUCUGUAGUUGUUUGGGUUCUCCUUCUCUUUGCAGAAAGCAGAGAUUGCUGUCGCGCCUCUGACCAUCACUUUGGUACGAGAGGAGGUUAUCGAUUUUUCUAAGCCCUUUAUGAGUCUGGGCAUAUCCAUUAUGAUCAAAAAGCCUCAGAAAUCUAAACCUGGAGUGUUUUCCUUUCUGGACCCCUUAGCCUACGAGAUCUGGAUGUGCAUAGUCUUUGCCUACAUUGGGGUCAGUGUUGUCCUGUUCCUGGUGAGCAGGUUUAGUCCAUAUGAGUGGCACACAGAGGAGCCAGAGGACGGCAAAGAAGGGCCCAGUGACCAGCCUCCCAAUGAAUUUGGCAUCUUCAACAGCCUGUGGUUCUCCCUGGGUGCCUUCAUGCAGCAAGGAUGUGAUAUUUCUCCCAGGUUGGUAUGAAAUAAUAUCUCUGUUUUUAAAAAUGUAUAUUUUAUUAUCAGCAGUGAGACUACACAAUACAGUACACAAGAGACAGCCACUUGCUUGCUGCUGUUUUAAAAUUGAUUCUUCUGUUCAUUAACGUGUUCUGAGUAAUUGUCUCCCUUUCAAAUCAGACAGCCAUAUUGAAUCAUUUUAAACCUUUCGUAUGUUUCAGGUUCUUGUAGUUUUUAAAGCUUCACGGAUAUUCGUUUUAUUUUUGCAAAGCAGGGAUUGUGUUAAUGGCAAUAGAUAGGUACAGCCAAUUGGCAACUCCUGGAUUGGUACUGGGGGUAAGAAUUGUUAUGGAUAUUCUAUCUUUAAUGCUGCAUCUCUAUUUUAGAUUUGGAAUGUACCGUAUUUAUGUAUGUUGUUUGUAAAUGUGCACAUUUGUACGUAAUGUUAUGCAUAGGUGCGCCACAGCUGGGAAACCCUUACAACUAGGUAACACCAAACUUAUUAUGGCAUAUGAUCACUCAGGAGCUUGUAGUUUGUGUGUUCUGGCAACUAGACCCGUAUGGAAAGCAGAAUGGGUCCCCCCAAAACACAGGCGUUGGCCAGCUCUGGUUUGGGAUGAAGCCAGCAGCCUCUGUAUUAUACGAAGACAAUAUGAAAAUGCUUUUCCGUUGUUCCCAGUGCAUUACAGUUGCUCUGUUUUUCCAUUUCUUAAGCCAAAAUGCUACUGCUGUGGGAAAUCUUUAUUUCACUGUUACAGUAGGAUCCCUCACCCACCAAGUAAGGUGGAAGCAAGAGAUGUCCAGGGCAUAGUACAAAGAACUCUAACACAUCUUCUCAAACAAAGAACUUUAAGCUAACUGGUUACAUUUUUGUCAUAGCAUGCAGACAUUGAUCAUGCACACUUAUCAACAGCUACAUUCCUAGACUAUCUACCUUCGAAGUAGCCUCUAUUCCAUUGCCUCAACAGCGGUCCCUCCCUCUUAUCUUCAACCUUCCUCCCCAUCUAUCUCAUAACUGUCUGGUUGCAUAAACAUUAGGCAUUCCACAUGUCCACCCUUGGCCUUGCUCAAAUGCAGGCAUUCUUCAAACAGCUGCAUUGUUUUAAAUUAUUUCUUCAGACUACCAAAGGUAAUAGGGAAAAUGCAGCAGGUGGAACGUAAAUUAGAGAAUCAGAAUUUAGGGUGCAGCUAUGCUGUACAGAAAUCAAUAUCAAAACCUCCAUACAGGAGUACACACUUAGGAUACAAAGCAGAGGGUGUUUGCUGGACGUUAGUCCUGCCAAAACUAGGGAUUUCAUGAGGCCUGGACUGCAUUUGAGUAAGUUUCUGGUUUUGUGUUGAAAUGUGAAUUAUUAUUUUUCAAUAGUGGAGUAUUAUUUGUCAAACGUGCAUACAACUUAUGUGAAAAACAAAGCCAUUUUGCUAUUUUUCUCGGGGUCCCAGGUCCAAGAAACUACCUGAAAGGAGUCCCAAUCAGUUUCUUAUUUCAAUAGGACUUAAGCAUCACUGACUUUCUCUGAAUAAGGACUGUUCUCAUUCAUUUCUAGGCAAACCUGGCAACAGAUAGCAGUGUGUCUGUUUGGGUGUCUAUAAAGUCUAGACUUUAUAAAGUUAAUGGAGUUGAAGGGUUUAUAUCUAGUACUGCGGUGUAAACAGUUUUCAAAGACAGUCAAUUUUGCCGUGAAAAUCCAGAGAGUUCUUCCUGACGGCUAUCCAAUUGGAUACAUAUAGACCAUGUUGUCUAUAACUUGCUUAGAUGUGGCAGGCAUCUUUGUGUUGAAUUCUUUCAUACAAUGUCCUAACAAAUACAGAGCACUCUGGAUUCUUUUAAAGCAUACCUUGCUAAGUACGUAAGAAUAUGUUCCUGGAAUACAGAAGGUAAUGUAGCCUAGCUGUUUUAAAAACUUCCAACCUUCACUCAAUCCUUUCUACAGACCUAUCUGCCAAAGAACCCGGGCACAGUACUUAGGAUUCCAUCUCAGACCAUGUACAGCUGGGUAUUUUGAGGCUCACUAACUGAGAAUGUGUCCUGCAAGCCAUUCAACACCCCCCCUUACUGAGAGGAAGAUCAGUCGUGGUGGGCAAACUGUCUUUCAAAGAAGCUUUCCUUCAGCAAAUGAUACUUUCACUCAUAAACUUGCAAGGAGCCUUGUUAUUCCCCUGAAUGCAGUUCAAAAAUCACUGAAUUCCAGCCGCUGUAGCAGCUGCUUUCUCAUUUGAGAAAUAUAAUUAAAACUCAGAGGUAUAUUGCAUUUCUAUUUAUACGCCACACUCACUGUAUCCUGGAUUGAGCACCAGAUAUCAGGAGAAGCUUGGUUAAACAGAACUUUGGUCCUGUUAUGUUUCAGUCCCAGUUACUGCUACUUGGCGAAUAAAUUUCCUGUAAUAAUGGUGUCUCUCACUGUCUCUCUGUCUCUUUCUCUUUCUCCUUGGCCAAGAGAUAGGAAAAUAUGCAUUAUCUUAUUCAUGUUUAGAUCUCUCUCAGGUCGCAUAGUUGGAGGUGUGUGGUGGUUCUUCACACUCAUCAUUAUUUCAUCAUAUACCGCUAACCUUGCGGCUUUCUUGACUGUUGAGCGAAUGGUCUCGCCCAUAGAAAGCGCAGAAGACCUUGCCAAACAAACCGAAAUUGCAUAUGGGACACUGGACUCUGGGUCGACGAAAGAAUUCUUCAGAGUAAGUUGGCAUGCCUACUAGGUUCUCGUUUCCCUUGCUCUACCUGGGAAGCGUUCAGAACGCAGUCAGAAUAAUGAUGCAUUAUGGAAAAUCAGAUUUGUGGUCUUGUAGCUCCUACAAUAUUGGCAUUAUGGUUUUUUUUAAAAAACUCCAAUGCCACUUGUUGGCGUUUGCAAUCAUUUUAAUUUGUGGCAAAUAUAUUGAUCUUGACAUGUCAAGCUAGGAACUGCCCUUAGGGACUGUAGAGGCAGAGGUAAUUAAGAUAGCAUUGCUCUGCUAGCUGAUUGCAAACCACAGCAUGGAGACGAAAGGGAGUUCUGAGUAUAUAAGGUGAUUCUAAGGGGUCUUUCAGGUUCACUCUUGCUUACGGGUUUUCUGAAGGCGCCCUUUGAUGAAAAGAUGCAUAAUAAUGUAAUUCCAAGCACUGGAAUGAAGCAAAAGGGUUGCUUUAUAAGUCUGUAACUAUAAGAGACAUUGUUCCAGUCUUUUGCCUAAUCACAUUCAUCUUGUAAAGCUUUCUAUUCACGUUACUUUAAUUUUGUUUUUCUGCUACAGAAAUGUAAAACGUACCCUUUUCUAGAAGCUUGGAAACAGAAAUUGCUGGGCAUAAUUAAGGACUCUUAUGUCCCACUGAUGCCACUAUAUGCUUGGCCAUGGAGACUUGAAAGUGUUUAACUUGGACAGGAUUGUGUUCAUUGCCAUUAAAUAUAGACUCUUAAACACUGGAAACAGACUAGCCGUUGAUAGGAUAGUUAGGCAAGUGGUGAAAUUUCUUAGACUCCACCCACACCAUACAUUUAAAACACUAUUGUACCACUUUAAAGGUCCUAGAGAAUCCAGGGAACUGUAGUUUGUUUGGGGUGCUGACCUCACAGAACUACAAUUCCCAGAAUGAACUAUAGUCCCCAUGAUUCUCCAUGACUGUUAAAAUGGUAUAAUAGUACUUUAUAUUGUGUCCUCCAUCACUUUUACCCUUGGCCUUCUGUCCUAAAUACGAAUAGAACAUAGUUCAAUGAAACUGUAUAAGAACAAUGCAUGUUUCAGCUAUUUGACACAACCCUUAAGGGAGCUUCUAGAAGGAUGUCCUCUCUGAGCCCUGUUAUACUUCCAGAGGAAUGCAAAAAGGCCUUGGGACAACAUGCUCCACAGGGAUGUUUUCCUGUGCCACCACCCCGGAUGCCAGGACUUGAGCCUGCAGUGGGGUUUGAAUGUGAAACUCAAAGGAUGCCUGUUGGUGAUUCAUUGUGUGUUCCAUAACCCAGCUCUAGCCAAGAAGGGGAGCUGUAGGCAGAUCAGCCAUUCUCAAAAGCUAAGCCUCUUAAAACAAGGAUAUGUCUGAACAGGUGCUCCUCAGACCUACAUAAAGCUUCCAGGUGAACCACACAAUGUUUUCUCAUUGGUGUGAUUUCUUCUCUUACUCAGCAUAUGCACGCAUUCUACACUGUUGUGUGCCUUGUGAAUUUAGUUAUUUCUACUACACUAGUGACUUUUUGCCUUAGUGCAGAUUCUGAGUCUAUUUUUGCCUUCCGUUCACCAGGGAGAUAACUGGGCAAUAGACAGUUAAUAGGUAAUGGCCAUAGACAGGCCUUUGGCAAAUCUAUUCAAGGCGGGUCUAUCAAGCAAGUAUUUUGGGCUUGCAUCUGACCAUAGGAAAUGGAUAUUUAGCUAUUAACUGGCUACGUUGGUGCUAUUCAGCUGUUUCCUGGCCUUUUCCCUUUAUUAGCAGGUCUAGCAGGGCUGAUGAAUAGCAGAAUUGGCCUUUAGAUAGCAUGAGUAAGAGUUACUUUGCGUGGAUUUGAUGCUCCCAUGUAGUGCCAAAUGGCCACCUCUAUGAAUGAUCCAGAGGUGGCUGUUUGCACAGGAUGGGACCAUUCCAUGGGGAAAAUGCACAGGCUGUACACACAGCAACAGUCUGUGCAACUUUUCUUUCCACAGCCCUGUGUGUAGCCAAAUUUUGUUGCUUGCAUCAAACCAACCUGUACAAAAGGCUACAUUUAGCAAUCAUUACAUUUCCUGCCAGUCAUUCUGACACCUCCAAUAAUUUCUUCUGUUUGUUGUGAUUCUGCCUGGAAAUGAUUUUAACAUGGCUGGGCAUAAAACUUACGAGCAUGUGCUACGGUAAGCAAUGUCAGGACUGCAGUAUCUUCCUACGAAUGACUCUAAUGCUAUCGAAAGGUAUCUUCCCCCCCCCCACAGAGCGAUCAAUAAACACCUGACUCCUGAUACAUUAUGCAUUGUGACCUGUUUCUGUGGCGGCCUCGUCCCUUUGCUGCAUCUAAUCUCCUUUUAAUUUCCUUCAGAGAUCUAAAAUAGCAGUGUAUGAAAAGAUGUGGGCGUACAUGAGCACAACAGACCCGUCCGUGUUCGCUAGGACUACGGCUGAGGGAGUUGCCCGUGUCCGCAAGUCCAAGGGCAAGUUUGCCUUCCUCCUGGAGUCCACCAUGAAUGAAUACAUUGAGCAGCGCAAGCCAUGUGACACCAUGAAAGUGGGAGGAAAUCUGGAUUCGAAAGGCUAUGGCGUAGCCACACCAAAGGGUUCUUCAUUAAGGUGGGUGGAAUAGUAUAACAAUAUAACAUGUGUUGUUAUAGUAUUCCACCUUCCCUGAUGCCCCUGAUCUAGUUCUUUUUGUGUUGUUCUGUGGACAUGGUAUGUUCUUUUUUUUCCUUCCUUUUCCCAUUUCACAUUUUCGAUCGACAAGGAGGUAACGGUUGUACGAAUAACAUAGUCCACCGAAUAGUCACAAUUGGUGUAUAUCUAUCAAGGCCAUAUAAAAAACAAACUGGUCAGACACUGCUUCCAAGUUUUCCUCAAGACAAAAUGUAGCUCCAAGUUCUAUUCAGGCUCAACAGGUUUUUUUAUUUUACUGAAUUACGUGAUAUCACUGAGUAGAUUAGCCUGUCAUAUUUUGGGUGACCAAACAUUAGGUGAGAAUCUCCCUGUCCCACCAUGAUCUCAAAAGGACAGUAUUACUGAGUCAAAAACAGCCUCAGUGAGUCCUUUGUUAAAGUGUCUUUUUGUGCAUAAAAUAUUUUAAAACCUUGCUGUCUUUAUUCCCAGCUUUAUUACUGACUUCAAAGCCACCAUUUUUUAAAUAAACUUUUUAAGAAUUGGGAUGCAAAAUUAUACCGCAUGAACUUGAAGCAUCAUACAGUACAAUUGUAUGUGUUUCAACUCAGAAGUAAGUCCCAAUGGGUUUGAUCUGGCUUACUCCCAAGUAAGUGGACACUAGAUUGCAACUUUAGAUGGGAAUGCCAUGCGAACCUACCUGGGAGUAAGCCCCACUGAAAAAUAGGAGACUUCAUUCUGAGUAAACAUGCAUGGGAUUCUCCUGCAUGUCUUUGCUUUUACAUACAAAGAUGCAAAUAUCUUCCCCACCCCUAACAAAUCAGUUUGAUUCCCAAGUUGUGUUGAUGUGUGCUGACGAUGGAAUAACUCAUAAAUCCUUUUGAAUUCUGCAAACAGUGGCAGCUUUGCACAGUUUAGGGUUAUCGUAUUGUGUAUUCAGUGUAGUACAAAUACCUUCUUGCACUUUGGGAACAACUUCUGCUUGUGUAAUGGGACUUUCCUUCCCUCUUUUUGUCCCCAUGCAACCCCUAAAAUUGUUCUGGUUGUUCCCCAAUCCUCCAGAGCAGAUUUGGGGGUGGUAUGGAGUGUGCACGGGUGUGGGAGAGAGCAGAAGUUGUUCCACAUGUGGAAUUAUUUCAUUAACUACUGCACUCUGGGUAUUUGAUUUUGCACACCUGACAAUGUAGGUUUUGCAUUAGGAACAGAAAAUCACAGGAACAGGAAAUUGCAUUAGGGACAGAAAUUUGCGGUAUCCCUAACCACUUUCAGGCCAAGCGGGAGCAAUUACACUUCUGUUUUUGCUAAAUGACUGCAAAAGAAUUCUUGUACUCUAAUAUGAGGAAAGAGAGAAUCGCUUAUUAGAUUGGGUGGGAAGGAAGGGAGAAUUGUUCUCAGAAUGUCAUGCUCUAGUGUAUGGCUGAGUCUGACUUUGGUAUUGUUUAUGAUUUUAAUAUUUUUUUGGAAGGAAGAGGCAGGAUGCAAUUGAUUUAAUUAAUAAAUAAAUAACAGUAGCAAACACUUAAACCUAGCUAGAAAACAAUCAACCGUUCGGCUCUGUACCCUUCUAGUUCGACCAACGAGCACCCAGUGGAGGUUGCUGUUAAACAAUAUUCCUGCUAUUUGUUUGAGGGAGCAAAUCUCCCCGAACAAUCAUCUCUGUCUUGGUAAUAUACAGUAGCUGUUCUCAAAGGGUUUAUUUAGCUCCAUGUAGCUGAAACUUUAAUGCUGUUCCUCGUUCGUUGCUGUCAGUCUUCAGGGAAUAUCUAUAAUUUAACAAAGCUCCUUUUGGUAAAUAGCACUGAGUUGGAAGUUAUUAGAAAUAGGUAGAGUUGUAUCACUGGUACAACCUAAGGGGGAUUAGAGAAGGCUGGCCUUCCUUAUCCUUUUCUAUUCCUCCAUUGUGGCUUUAAAGGGCAAAAGUCCUUGCUAGCCCCUGGCUUGCUUAACGCAUGGUCAGUCUAUGUAUUUUGCAAGGGAAGAACAAAAACUACCUAGAUGAUUGAACUGUGCUUUGGGUUUAUCAGAAGUUUUCCCCAAAGUAGUUUAUUCACUCAGCCUAGUGAAAACUGGACUGUGUCCAGGCUAUUUGCCUCUAGAUAGAGAGAGGCACCAGCUUCUCAGCUGCUUGGUCCUGCUGUGCUAAGAGCAAGUCCAUCCCCAAAACUCUGUGUUUCCUGAAUUGUUCUCCUUUUGUAUUUUUAUGCUGCAAACCAGCCUGUGAUCUUCAGAUGAAGGAUGGUAUAUAAAAUUAAUUAAACAAAUAAAAUAAAAUAAAACAACUCAAACCCAUAAUCCUUAAAGGAGCAGCGGAAUGUUGCAGAAGGUCCAUAAUGUCUGGUCUUCUAUGGUAAUAUAAAAUAGUUUGGCCCGGGACCUCUGUUUCUGCUGCUAUUUUUCCUGUAUGUAAGCUCCAAAUUCAAAUACGAUACAGUUUUUCUUCCUUCAAAUGGCCAGGAGCUAACACCCCAGCUUUCUUUCUUCAUUCCUUUAUUUCUUCAAGCCUCUCACAUCUCAAAGCAGUUUAUAAUAACAGUGAUUGAACACAGAGAAAAAAAUACCGUAUUAUUAUAAUAAUUCAGUGCAGUCCAACCCAGAUUGAAAUUAUUAAAGCUCAUGUUUAAAACAACACAGUAGAACAAAUAAUAUGAGUCAGCUUCUUUCAAUGCUUUUGAGUGCACUAUUGCCCAAUUCGGAAAAUUUUCAAUGAGAAACUAAACUGAAUUUGAGAAGUGCCUUUGUUUGGAGGAUCACUUUCUAAAAUUAUACUCAGCUGUAAUAAAAUUUUACGCUAUGACAUUGUGCGGAAAAAUGGGGGGAAAGAGAACUUCAGACUAGUUUCACAAAAUAAAUGUAAGUUUAUGUAGAAAAUGGCGGGGCAAGUUAGUUUAAAUGUAAACAUAACAUAAAACCAGCUCAAUAAUAUUCCACAAUGGCAUUUUCCCCAAUGAAGGUUCAAAAAUAAGUAUAAUUUAUCUGAACAUUGCUGGAAAUGCGUCAUAAAUGGUGUGGGAGAAAUAAAGCUAGAGCCAGUGUGGUGUAGUGGUUAAGAGCGGUAGUCUCGUAAUCUGGGGAACCGGGUUCGUGUCUCCGCUCCUCCACAUGCAGCUGCUGGGUGACCUUGGGCUAGUCACACUUCUUUGAAGUCUCUCAGCCCCACUCACCCCACAGAGUGUUUGUUGUGGGGGUGGGGGGGAAGGAAAGGAGAAUGUUAGCCGCUUUGAGACUCCUUAAAGGGAGUGAAAGGCGGGAUAUCAAAUCCAAACUCUUCUUCUUCUCCCUGCCACAUGCUUGAUUUCAAAGAUUGGCUAAUGAAUAUAAGGGGGCCUACCUUUGAAAUCAAACAUGUGACUUCCUCUCUCCCUCAACCCCCACCACAAUUCUCAUUUCAAAAGCUUUUACCGCUUGCAGCAUUUUUUUCUCCUGACUUGCUCUAUGGAUUCACCAAUAUAGCAACACGUUCAGUGAGAUUAAUCUGAAUUGUGUUUCACUUGAAUAAUGUAUGACCAUAAUGCAUUCUCUCUCACCUUGAUCACUUUUUAAAUCGAAAGGCAAUCCAGAAGGAGCGGGUGAAGGGAACAAAUACUCCAAUCACCUAACCUGAGAUAGCUUAGGCUAGCCUGUCCUGUUAAAGAGAUGGCAGAGCAGGCAAGGCUGUUCAUGAAAGAGACCAUUCAAGAUACCACUUUACCACAACGCUCCGUUUUCAUUCUUCAGCCACACACUGAAACUGAUCAGCCUGAGCAAUUGGGGGGGGGGGGGAGCGAGAAAUGUACAGCUCCCAAAGGAACUUAGGUUUUGUGGAAGGAUGGAUGUGGAGCAUAUGUAUUUGUGUGUGUGUGUGUGUGUGUGUUCAUAUCCUGCCAUUCCUUCCAGGAGCUGAAGGUGACAUACACAAUCCCACCCUCUAGAAAAGAGAAAAACAGGAAGGCAGAAAAUGAUAAAAAAGGGGGGGGAUUUACAGGUGCUCCAGAAGUUGCUCCACACCUAUUUUACCCUAGCAACAACCCUUCGAUGCAGAUUAGGUUGAGUGAUAGUGGCUGCCCUGACAUCACCCAAGGAGCAAUAGGGAAGUGAGGAUUUGAACCAGGUUGUCUCCAGAGAUAAAAGCAGAGGCAUAGCUGUCAAGCGUCCCUUAUUUGGUGGGACAGUCCCUUAUCCCAGCGCCACGUCCCGCUGCUGUCCCUUAUUGAUGAGGCUUCAUUUGGCUGCUGGCUGGGCUUUCUGCCUUUGGCUCAGAGGGGCUCAGAAGUUGAACAUAACCUGCGCCCAGAAAAUCCCUUAUUUUGGCUGCUGAUCCCUUAUUUUCAAAUCUGUAAGUUGACAGCUAUGGGCAGAGGGGUGAUCUGUGGAAGGAGGAUGAUGAUGAGGAAGCAACAGGCUACAAUCCCUGUUGAGCUUAGAGUGACUACAAUCACCCACUUGCAGUGCGGUUCUACUCUAAAUUAGAGUUUGCUCUGCUUCCUCUGAACAGCCAGGAUAAAUCUACAUAGCCUUCUUCCUUGUUCCACCAUCUUCCUUCUUUGGAGGCUCCUAGGGAGGAAGAUGUGGGGGCUGGCCUUUCAUCACAAAAAGAUCCCUAGGCCACCACCCUAUGGAGUGAAAGGAAUUUUCUUUCAUGCAGUUCUUUAGUUUUGACUUUUAUCCAAGAUUUGGGACAUCUCAGAAGAAACGUCUACCAUGCUGGAAAUGAUAGUUGCAAACAAAAAUUACGUAAUCAGAAACAAAAUGUAAGAUGAGCCCCGCGAGGGUAUACGAGAGUCUUAUCUAAGUAAAUUCCUUUCAUCUUAAGAACAGUUAUUUCUUGGAACUCAGACAGAUGCUGAAUUUUAAGGAAGAACAAAACCUGGUCCUCUUUUUUUGGCAAGUCCACAACAACCUCCAGGCUUUUAGAGGUGUUCACUUUAUAAUGUUGCCAAAUUAUUAAAGAAACUAGCUCUGCAUUAUAAUACGGGGCUUUCCACAGCCGCUGUUAAUACUACAUUUGCAAGUUGUUACAUUUCUCAGCAAUCUUCAACUGCCUGCAGGGUCUAGAGAUGGGGUCACAGGCUGGAUAGUGAAUUAUUAUAGCAGCAUUGUUCCUACUGGACUAUGUCACUAGCAAAACAUAACUUCAUCCAGGCUCAGCUUUAUCAGCCAAGCGUUCAGCACCAAAAAUCAACUUGAGAAAUAAACAAAAAAUGUUUGCCAUUUUUUUUUAAACAAAUCCAAACAGAUGCAUAUGAUUAAAACAAGAACUUCAAGUAUUCCUGUAUUUUUAUUCCAUGGCAAAGGAAAUUUUGGCCAGAUACAGUAAGCCAAACUAGAAUUGGCUUAGCUGCCACAUCACACUGAGCUAAAAUGACUGGGGAGGAGCAAAGCAGAUACAGGCUGGAUCUACUCCCCAGGGGGGGGGGGGGAACCGCUAUAAAUAAGUCAUAAAUUAAAUCAUUAUAUCAAAAGAAAGAACUCUAUGUAAAAUCGCGUAGACAAAGUUUUGUGCUCUACAGUGCCAUCUGGUGUUGAAUGUUUAUAACGCUGUUAUAGCAUUGUAACAUGGCUAAUGUAGCUGAGCCCACAGUCUCCUCCCUGGGAGCCAGCAUGGCCAUCCUAAGCCACGGUUUGGUGUUCCAGGGUUCCAUCAAACUCCAGCAGCAACACCCUCAAAAAAUGAACCUAAGGAAGGAAAAUGUAGGUGAAGGGUUAAGCAAAGGAGACAGGGUUCUCAGUGGGCACCAACUCUUUUAGAGCUGUGGGCACAUCUGGAUUUUUGAGCUAGUGCUGUAUAUGAUGCUGUCAGCAGCUCCCGGCUGGUUGCCCAGGAAAUUAUAAAGAAAAAGAAAAGUUUCUGACAGUUCUUUUUUACUUCAAUCUUUACAGAGAGAGGCUAUAGAACCUACCUUCUUGGAUAAUGGUGUUGUCCUGAGUGAAUCUCCACCCACCUUCUCUCCCACGUCCUCAUUAUCUCCUCUAUGGGUGGUGCUGUGUGCCCUCUGUCUUUGAGCUCUUUGCUCUCCCAUGAUUUCCCAACUUUCCCUCUCAUCUGCCUCUGAGCUGUGACCUCCCACAAACCACUGUUGUUAAUCUAUACUCUCUUCCUCUUCCCUGGAAGAGUCAGAAUGAGGAGGUGGUCUCCACCAUGCCUCCUCUGCCCAGUCCCUGACAGCUGCCCUCUCUAGAAAUUUCUCCUGCAUCCUACAGAUUAGUCCCCUUACAAUCUACCCAUUGAGAGAGAAGGAAGAAAAGUACGUGCAAUGAUGCACAAACUCUUUGCUUUUCCAAAGGAUCUGGGUAAAAGUCAGAACUGGUAGAAAUGCCAUAUUUGCCACUCCAUAAGACGCACCUGACCAUAAGACGCACCUAGUUUUUAGAGGAGUAAAACAAGAAGAAGUAUAUUCUGAACGAAACAGUGGAUGUAUGAUUUUUGUGGUUCAUGCUGUGGCCACAGACAUGUGAUUUGACGGUGAGUUUGGGGUAGCCCAAUGCAAAAAUCCUGAGAAUCUAUGUGGAUCCGUGCUUUGUAACCACGUUUUUGCACCACUGCGGCCCCAUGAAACAGUGGAUGCGUGUGUUUUUUGGUGCAGGCUGUAGCCAUACUAUGUGAUCUGGUGGUGAAUUUGGGGUGACCCAAUGCAAAAAUCCUGAGGAUCCAUGUGGAUCCGUGCUUUGUAAUCUUGAGUCUUGAAAAGCACAUAGAACUGAAAGAGGAAGUGGUUGUCCAAAUGGAACCAGGGGCAGGGUAAGCACACUGGUGGAAGCACCAGAUUCACAGGGGCAGUCGCUGGUCCCACUGAUACACACCUUAAACCUGCUGCCCUACCCCAACCUCAUCCAGGUAAAUAGCAGGAAUGAAGGCAUCGAAAAAGCAACUCUGUAGGCUAGUCUCACCACUCACAUCCCAACUGGUUAGCAGUUUCCCAUUGCUCAUUCAGACAUUGACUGUUGAGGCAGUUCCAUCUUCAACUCUGAGGGAGUCUUGUGCAAAGUCCUCCUCUUUUGGUGGACUUUGGCAAGUUUAUCUAGCAUUGGUGGUGGGUGGCAGUGCUCCGGGCAGCAGCAGGUGGCUAGGGGCUAUGGUUUCCAUUUCCAACAAUGAAAAUGGCAGCUAGGCCCAGAGGCCUUUAAAAAAAAUGGCGGGUCCAGGACAGGUGUCAGCAGUAGACCCUACUAGGCUGCUGGGGCCCUGGCAGCUGCCGAAGGAUGUUAGGUCCUGAUGCCAGUUCUGUAUCAAUGGUACUGUGCUCACUUGAAAUCACUGAACUUGUUGGCUCUUUAUCUAUAGCAAAGAAGAUCAUCAUAUGUCGUUAUCCACCUCUUCUCAUAGACCUGAGUGUUUCUAUGCCCCUAUAAGCCGAAGUUUGGCCAAGCCAUAGCUGUCAAGCGUCCCUUAUUUGGCAGGACAGUCCCUUAUCCCAGCGCCAUGUCCUGCUGCUGUCCCUUAUUGAUGAGGCUUCGUUUGGCUGCUGGCUGGGCUUUCUGCCUUUGGCUCAGAGGGGCUCAGAGCUGAACAUACCUGUGCCCGGAAAAUCCCUUAUUUUGGCUGCUGAUCCCUUAUUUUCAAAUCUGUAAGUUGACAGCUAUGGGCCAAGCUGAGAUCUGGAACAUGGGAAGAAAUAUCUUUAAAGAGGUGCAGACUGGCUUUCACUAAUUACUGAGUAAUUAAAACAAGCCCCAACACAUUAUUAUUUAAAAUAAAUAAAAAUUCAGGGUUAUAUGUCACCUGGUGAGAACGGCACAAUAAAACAGGAGAAAUUAACACAAAUCAUACAACUCAAUAAAUCAAUAAAUCCAGACCAGCAAUAGUUAAAAUCAAAAUAUUGCAUUCCGUACAGAGAGGCACAAAUGAAAUAUCCAUCAACUUAUCUAGCAAAGCUCACUCCAUCAAUAAAAGCUCUAGUCUAAACCAACCCGAAUGCCAUUGCUCUGCUAUGGUAGCUAAUGCAACUUGAGUCUUCAAUUAUACCUCUGAUUGCCAUUUCCUACAGGACAAAUAUGGAGGGUUACCCAUUGUUGACUUAGAACUCUGGUCCACAGAAUAUACCAUAGGAAAUUUGUUAGUCUUGUUAUAAAAGUUAUUCUCUAUAUAGAGAGAUGGCACUAAAGCACUUGAGGAAAGUAUUAAUAAAUCAAAAUUGAUUGGCACCAUCUUGUGAACGUGUGUGUGUUUGUGUGUGUUAAAGUUGUGAAUCCUGGUCUAUACUAUUUCACUAAGAUGCUAAGGUGCUUCUUAGCCCUAUGGCCAAAAUAGAUUCGUCCGAUUUUGUAUGUCAUAUCCCCAGUGCUAUUUUUCUAGAAAAAGAGGUGUUGGAACUCACCAUGAACGCCUCCCUUGUUCUCUUAUAAUAGCAAUGACUGGAACUGAGUUCCGGCUUAGGAAAAAAAGAAAAACCCUGCAUAUCCCCAAGACUGUUGUUUAUUAUAUUGCUUUUAUUGAUGGCACAAGUUUAACAUCUUUUUUCUCCUUUCCAUUACGUAUUUUGCCAGUAGGGUUUCUGGGUCUUAAAAUGUGAAAAUGCUCAGGAAAUUAUGGCACCUGCAAACAGUUUAUAUUUCUUUAUAGCAGCAGCCAUGGAAAAGGAAAAGGAAAAGAGGCCAAGUGUAUUCUGCCUUGAACAGAAGGGGGAAACUGUGGGGAUUCUGACAUUUAAAAAGAUUUAUCCUGCUAAGAUAAUAGCGAAAUGGCAGGCAGUUCACAUGAAUAAGGUCAGAGAUCACUUUAAUGCUUUCUCUUCUGUUUGCAACGACAACAAAAAUCCUCUAUGUAGCCAUAAAAUCAUGGAAUCAUAGAAUUGAUUCUCUAAGAUGCCUCAGUGGGGGCUGAGCUCAUUGUUUUAACGGUCUCCAAGAUCUCUGCAUUUAAAAAUAGUGUUGCAGUUUUUACAAUUUUAGAAAGCCUCUUCUCAACUGAGAUUACCAGCUUGAAGUAAUGUCUUGCCCAGGGGUGCCAUUUUCAGAGGGCAACAAAACAGGUAAGUAUUAGCAUGGUGACAUACUUUCAGUUAAGGGAUCUGUAAAGGGAACGACACCCAAAAAGUGUCAGGAAACCAGAGCCCUGUGGAGCAUUUUAUCAGGACUAAAGGAACAGUUUGUUGUUGUUGUUGUUUACGGUUUUGUAUUCAGGGCCAACCCUACCAUUAGGCAGAAUAAGGCAGUUACCACAGGCAGUAGAUGUUGGGGGAAGACGGCAGCAGGGUGGUGUUUGAGGACAGAACUGUGUGCAACACAUGGCCUGGCCUGUUCCCCUCAGUUGUGGUAGAGGACUCUGCCAUGCUGCCAUUAUUGAAAUAAGUUUUAACGACCAGUUUAGUCAGCUUCUUUGUGUGUGGGAUGCCAUCUUGUCCCUAGUUUCAGGUGGCAGAAUGUCUUGGGCUGGCUCUGAUGGAAAAACCUUCACAAUGUGCUACUCUUUUUAAAAACACAUUCAGGACAAUGCUCUUCCCCUAAUUGAAUUUCAUCACCUUCUAUGACAGAUAUUUGCAUUUAAAAAAAUCCUUCCAGUAGCACCUUAGAGACCAACUAAGUUUGUUACUGGUAUGAGCUUUCGUUUGCAUGCACACUUCUUCAGAUACCAGUGGAUUGUAGAGGGUUCUUAAUUCUAAGACCCUUAGGUAUAAUGUCCAGGUUCUUGCAUUUAGUCAGAAAGAUGUCAGUCUGUACCUGUGCAAGUUUCUUGGUGAGGUUGAUGGACUUCCAUUUCAUGCAGCUCAAUGUGGUGCCUUCCAUAGUACGAGUUACAGGUAGGUAGCCGUGUUGGUCUGCUGUAGUCGAAACAAAAUUUAAAAAUUCCUUCCAGUAGCACCUUAGAGACCAACUAAGUUUGUUAUGGGUAUGAGCUUUUGUGUGCAUGCACACAAACUUAUUUGGUCUCUAAGGUGCUACUGGAAGGAUUUAUUAUUAUUAUUAUUAUUAUUAUUAUUAUUAUUAUUUUGACUAUAGCAGACCAACACGGCUACUUACCUAUAACUAGAUAUUUGCAUGUCUGGUAUGAUGCAAGCUGGUUGUACAUUUCCGCAUAAGCUUUAAAACUUGGCGAUAGAACAUUCUAACUUCACAGUUAGAGAACUGAAAUGUUCAUAGAAUCCUAUAGGCACUGGCUGCCUAUAGCUACUUGCUAUAGCCCCCAGUCAUAGUUUGCAAGCUGAGGCUCUGGUGGAAAGCUCCAUGUGUGCAGAAGCUUCCAUAUUCAGUGGUGGGGAAGCUCUGCAUGUCCAGGGAGAAAAUCUAUGUGGAAUUUCCCAGCACUGAAGUGGCAAUGCAGCUUCUACUUACAAGGAGCUCUAUCUUUGGACUGGGGCUGAGGGAACUACUCUGUGGCAUUCAGUUCAAAGAUUAUGACUUCCCAAUGUGCCUCUUUAAAAGCACUGAAUUGAAGCUUACUGUCUUCCGUGAUAGAGUUAUGUACUGUAGUUCUAAAUCAUAAAAUAAAAUCUAAGCAACUUAGCUGGGCCUACACAACCCUGGGUAUUUCUGAGAGUUUUGUUUUAAGAAAAAUAUUUUCAUUUCCCCCCAUGAACCAUCUAUAAGUUUCCUCCAGAUGGGCAGAUGCAAAAUAUGUGCGAGAAGAACAAUAUUGUUUCAUUGCAAAAUGGACAGCAGCUUAUUUUGAUACACUGGGUUGCAUCUUAAUUAUACAGCUAUUUUUUUAAAAAGGCAGUGUGAAACAAAAGUGUUUUUUACAUGGCCUGUUAGAUAUAGCAAGGAAUGCAAUGUGGUUAGAUUCAUAACCAAUUUGAGCUUAAUUUCAGAACAAUGAGAGGCGCUUAAAAAUCUCAUUUACUUCAUUCCUUUUUAUUUCCAUUUUUUUUCUUAUUGUGCUGUGAAAUUGUCUAUGGAUAUGGCUAAUAACCCUACUAAAUAACCCUCUCAUGAUUAGCUUUUAUAGGGGUUUUUAAUUGUUAUUUUAGGACUAUCAACAGCAAUUUGCACCUUCCUCAAAAAAGUAAGUGGAAAAAUUUUAUUCUUCCUGAUCCGUAAUGGUGAAUUUUGGCCAGGGUGAGUAAUUCCCCACCCCUACCCCGUGAUGGAUUUUGCUUUGUUUUUCUUUUAAGAGGCAUGGGAAUCUCCAUCUCAAGUAAAUCUGCAAAUUUCUCAAUUAACAGAUAAUUUCUCUAAAUAGGCAGAGGACAUAUCCUGGUACUAUAAGGCAUUAGAAUAAGAUUCGUAGACAUUCAAGGCAGCAUCCAGUAUUUCUGUUCUGGUAGUGCAAGAUGAGAGCCAUUGUGGUGCAGUGGUUAGAGUGUUGGACUAGGGCCUGGGAGAGUUCAAAUCCCCACUUACAGUUAUGCCUCUCAGCCUAACUUACCCAUUACAUCUUCCUUCCAUCAUGCAUGUGGUUUCCAAGCAACCACCUGCCCAAGCGGUGCCUAAACCCAGACCUGUUAAGUUUCAGGAAUCUGGUGGCCUCAUGUGUCAUCAGCCCAUGCCCUGGGAUAUAACUAAAGAAUGAAGGACGCACACCAUCCCAUCUCCAGAACCAGUGUGGACAACAUGAGAAUGAACAGCAUUAAUUUAAAAUAGUUUCAUAUUUAUGCAUGGCUGCAAAGGGGGGGGGGGGGGUAAAAUAAAACAUGGAUCUGCUGACACAUUUAGCACAAUUUAUUUUCUGUUAGUAGGAGCAGUUGUUGCAUAUUAUUAAAUAUGUGUGUUUAUUUUAUUUAUGUCCCACCUUUCAUCCAAUGCUUUCAAGGCAGUGUACAUUAUUCUUCUCAUCCCAUCCCCUUACAAUCAUCCUUACAGCAACCCUGUGAUGUAACUCAGUCUGACCCAAUAGUGACUGACCCAAGGUCACCAAGGGAGCUUCAUGGCUGACUGGAGACUUUCCAGACCCAUUCCAUCCCUCUAACCACUACACUCGUCUUAUGACACCUUACGGAGUAAUAUAAGUAAAGGACAGAACCCUGUCCCAAUAAGCUUACAGUCUGCAUUAAGAUCAUUUGAGGACAGUUCUCUGUUACAGUGGUACCUUGGCUUCGGAACUCAAACGUUUCAGUUUUCGAGCACCGAAAACCCAGAAGUAAAUUCUUCCAUUUUUGAACACACCUUGGAAGUCAAAAGGCUUCCGCUGAGAUCCCCCCCCCCAAUUUUCUCUAUUGAAUUUGCAGGCUGCCCUUUGCGCCUCUGUUCUUGAACGUUUCAGAAGUUGAACCGUCUUCUGGAACGGAUUACGUUCGAAAACCGAGGUACCGCUGUAUCUAUACCUUCCAGCCACUGUGUCAUAAAAUCACAGAACUGUAGAGUUGGAAGGGGCGACACAAGUCACCUAGUCCAACCCCCUUAAAUGCAGGGGGGUUGCCCAAAGUGGGGCUCAAACCCACAACCCUGAGAUUGAGAGUCUCAUUCUCUACUAUCUAUGCAGGUGGUCCUCAAUUUUUUAACAAAUUAGAAGUGGGGAGAACAAGGGGUGGUGCUAUCCACCUAACAUGUUCUUGUCAGCACAAGGAUUUAUCCUUGGGCAAUGGAACUCCUCCCUCUCCACAUGCCCCACAUCCUCCCCAAAUCUGCCCCACAGGGUUGAUGGAAUACGCAGAAUAGAUUUAGGGGGCAUACAGGAGGAGAGGGAGAAGUGCCACCUUGUGCCGACAGAAUGAGUAACUUGGUGCUAUACUGGAUGCAACCCCUUAUAUACAGAGUAGCAUUUUGUUUUGACUUUCAGCAUGAUGGAAAGAGAGGUUGAAAUCUUCAAGAAAAAACACCCCAUGAAUAGUACUUCGCUGGAAAUACUCAAGGGAAGGGAAGGUGUGGGUUGAGGUACUAACUGGAAACAAAACUGUUGUCAUCUAAAUGAUUAAUUGGAAAUCCAUAAUAAAUAUCUCUGGUUCAAAAGCAGUUGCCUCCUGGAACAAAGGAAGCAAAUGAACAAUUUCAGUCCAGCCUUGCUCUUUUUCCUCUCCCUCUUGAUCACAAACCAUAAUUAGAGUACUUGUAUAAAAUUACAUUUGUCAGAUUGCCUGAGAAGCGUAGCCCCAGAGGCUUUAUCCACAAAAAAGCAGAGUGUUAUCACUAACACCACAGCCUGUAUUCCUGUAUUUUGAGUUCCAGGGACAGACAAGUAAUUACAUUAUCUGUAUUCACUAUCUAAUACAAAUUUAACAGCCACUGAAAUGAGGCUCAGGUCAAUUCUGUUAAGAGACAGUUGUGAAACCUCAUAAUUAGUUGGCAAGGAUCUGUGUAACAACCCUCCCCCCCCCAAAAAAAAUGUCCAUGAAAGGCAGUAAAGGACAAAAUGUGUUUCCAAAACAGCUGACCCAUAAAGAUGCUCUCCUUAUGUACAGGGUGGUCCACAGUAAUGAGUUGGCAUCAUCAGGGCAAAGGUAUAAUCAGUACGGCAGUAACAGCCCAAGAGCCCCUCUAUCAGGAGAAGAGUUCUACAAGAUGGAAGAUGGCAAGGACUAG